Molecule: messenger RNA, 2499 nt
Organism: Astyanax mexicanus (Mexican tetra)
Lineage: Eukaryota; Metazoa; Chordata; Actinopteri; Characiformes; Acestrorhamphidae
Gene: nop16
Product: NOP16 nucleolar protein homolog (yeast)
Exons: 5
Coding region: 120-632 (170 amino acids)
Biological process (GO): ribosomal large subunit biogenesis
Cellular component (GO): nucleolus
Source: RefSeq, a predicted model, not a curated record
AGCCGAGGCUCGUUUCCGCUUCUCCUGCACCCAAACACAACACGUGUGUGCGAGAGAGUGAGAGAGUGUGUUACUGUUUAUUUAGGGUUUAAUUAAUCUGCUGUUUAAAACUCGCAGCGAUGGUUAAACGGGCCAGCAAACGCAACACGUUCGAUUACAACAAAAACCGAAAGAAUCAGAAGAAGAAGCUCAAGAAAAAGGAGAGACCGACCAUCGGAUGUGCACAGAUCCGAAAGGCUUGGGAUGACCGGAAAUCAGCCAAGCAAAAUAUGCAAGAUAUGGGACUGUCAUACGGAACAAAAGGGGUGCUCCCCAUCAACAAGAAGAGCUUUAGUGCACCAGUGGAAGAAGCUCAAGCUGUGGUAGUAAAGCCCUACGUCAUCAGAGAAAUGGAGACAGCGGCAAGUCUUCGAGGAAAGAACACAAGAACAUGCUCCAAUGAUCUAACAGAAUUCGUUCAGUACAUGAUUAGGGAACACAACGAGGACUACAAGGCCAUGGCGAAAGAUGAGAAGAAUUACUAUCAGCACACGCCGAAGCAAAUCAAGCGGAAAGUGGAGUUAUACAAGCGCUGUCAUCCUCAGGACUAUGGGGCCUUCAUUGCAUCUUUGCAGGCAGAGAAGACGUCUUGAUUGCUGUUGAGAGCUGCUGGACUGAUGGACUGGAGGGGCAGAACAUUCCCCUGAAUGCUUAUAAUAAUCUGCAAGUUGUUGAAGUGAGGUUUAAUGCGCAUAUGUGUACAGCAUAUUUUGCAUAUUGUCAUAUUGCCACUGUCACAUGUAAUUGUUUUAUUUCAUGUGGAAACUCUACAGGAUAAGGUAAAACCUUUACAGGAAGUUAAUGUAAAGAAUUUUAUUUUAUUAAUAUUUUAGGAAUAUUUCUCAUGAAAUCUUUGGCAUUAUGUACAAAAAUACUGCAAGAUUCACAUUAUGUCAAACAAAAUAUGAAAAUGAUCUUUUUUUAAACAUCAACAGCAAUACACACACACUCAUAUCAGACACAGCAGUGCUGCUGGAGCUUUUAAACUCUUUGUCGAUUCACUGUCCACUCUAUUAGACAAUUCUAUCUCCUCCACCAUGUAGAGAUAAAUCACAGUUUGUGUUGGUCAUCCUCUAGUACUUCCUCAGUGGCCACAUAAAGCUGCCCUCAGGACGCUGUUGGAAAGAUAAUUCUGUUUGGUGGACUUUUCUCAGUCCAGCAGUGAAACUAAGUUGUUCAAAAACAUAUUUUUGAAUUCACCUACUUUUAUUAGCAGAUCCCUAAUGCUCUGCAACCUUUACUAGUGUCACUGCAGUGCUGAGCAUGAUCUACCACCCAUAAAAAUAAUACAUGCUCUGUAAUGGCCCUAUGGAGUCCUGACCAUGAAAAAAAGGAAAUCAACAAUGAGUGUAGACACAAGGGGGUGCUCCUAAUAUUUUAAUAUGACUAUAUACAGCUCUGAAUAAAAUGAGACCACUAACAAAUAGUUUCUUUGAUUUUACUAAAUUAAAAACCUCUGGAAUAUUAUCAAGAGGAAGAUGGAUGAUCACAAGCCAUCAAAGCAAAGUUAACUUCCUAAAUUGUUGCACCAGGAGUAAAGGCAUAAGGUUAUCUAUAAGCAGUGUGUAAGACUGGUGGAGGAGAACAUGCCAAGAUGCAUGAAAACUGUGAUUAAAAAGGCUAUUCCACUAAACAUUGAUUUCUGUUAUUUCAGCCAUUUCUCAUUUUCUGCAAAUAAAAUAAAACAAUAUUCAUUUUACUCAAACAUAUACCUAUAAAUAGCAAAAUCAGAGAAACUGAUUCAGAAACUGAAGUGGUCUCUUCAUUUUUCCAGAGCUAUAAAUUGAUUCUUAUUGCAGAAACUUGGGAAGAUCAUUCAAACACAAUAAUUUUCACAAAAAAUGUGCAACAUUUUUACAAAAUUACAGUAAUACCUUUUUAUUUCAGAUGUUGUACGUUGCAGCAAACAUACUACAUACAAACAUACCAUGUACUGUUAUACAGUUCAAAACAAGUGAAUAACUGAAAAAUGCAUACACUUCUUUGUAUUCAUUUUGUUUUAAUUUCCAGGAAGAAUUUCAUAGUGGUGGAGCACAGCUCACACAACUGCAGUUGAAUGAGCUCAUAUUAGGUCACAGGGCUUGUAAGACUGCAUUGUUCAGGCAGAUGCUGAUCCAAAUGGAUUAGUCCUACCUUAUAUAACUGAACAAAUUCUGUUGCAAGUACUUUCAUCCCUUAAACUGCCUUUUUUCCACCUAAAACUACAGUGGUGACAUUUUUCUGAGGAUCAUUUUGUACAAAUGCUUUUUGCUGUACAAGCAUUGCUGCAACUAGCUUCAAGACAAACAUGUACAAUCUACUUCAAUCUGUAAAUAUUCCUACAGUAAUUGAGUAAUAGAAUGCUGUACAUUCACAGAUGUCUGAAACACAGAUGUAUAAUGCUUUUGCUUGUUUUUCAAAUCUGUUAUUAAACCCUUAUUAAAUACAUAUGUACAUGUCAAUGUACAUGUACUACAAGCA